GCUGUCUUCCGGGUAGGGGCCACGUGGCCCUGGCUGGGCGGGGGGCUCGGCCCACCCCGCGCCGGCCCCAGUGACUCAGACCUCAGCUGUUCCCGCGUCACAUGAGGGAGGUCGGCGGCCACCCGGCGGGGGAGGGGACCGUGGCUGGAGCCCGGGGCGGGGCCGCGCGGCAGGCGGGGCCGGAGCCGGGGGGCGCAGCUAGAGAGCCCCGGCGCCGCGGCGGGAGAGGAGCGCGCAGCCUUGGGGAUCCCAGGCCCGGCAGCCAUGGCGGUGGAAGGAGGAAUGAAAUGUGUGAAGUUCUUGCUCUACGUCCUCCUGCUGGCCUUUUGCGCCUGUGCAGUGGGACUCAUUGCUGUGGGUGUCGGGGCACAGCUCGUCCUGAGUCAGACCAUAAUCCAGGGGGCUACCCCUGGCUCCCUGUUGCCUGUGGUCAUCAUUGCAGUGGGUGUCUUCCUCUUCUUGGUGGCCUUUGUGGGCUGCUGCGGGGCCUGCAAGGAGAACUACUGUCUUAUGAUCACGUUUGCCAUCUUCCUGUCUCUUAUCAUGCUGGUGGAGGUGGCCGCAGCCAUUGCUGGCUAUGUGUUUAGAGAUAAGGUAAUGUCAGAGUUUAAUAACAACUUCCGGCAGCAGAUGGAGAAUUACCCAAAAAACAACCACACUGCUUCGAUUCUGGACAGGAUGCAGACAGAUUUUAAGUGCUGUGGGGCUGCUAACUACACAGAUUGGGAGAAAAUCCCUUCCAUGUCGAAGAACCGAGUCCCUGACUCCUGCUGCGUUAAUGUCACUGUGGGCUGUGGGAUUAAUUUCACUGAGAAGCAGAUCCAUAAGGAGGGCUGUGUGGAGAAGAUUGGGGGCUGGCUGAGGAAAAACGUGCUGGUGGUGGCUGCAGCAGCCCUCGGAAUUGCUUUUGUCGAGGUCUUGGGAAUUGUCUUUGCCUGCUGCCUCGUGAAGAGUAUCAGAAGUGGCUACGAGGUGAUGUAGGGGUCUGGACUCUUCACGCGCUUCGUCUUGGGGAGUGUAGUAUCCUCCGGGUUUUUCAAUUAAACGGAUUAUUUUUUCAGACCGAA
Messenger RNA from Sapajus apella (tufted capuchin), 1067 nucleotides. RefSeq names its product CD63 molecule (gene CD63). The record is from RefSeq and is a predicted model, not a curated record. NCBI's taxonomy places the organism in Eukaryota, Metazoa, Chordata, Mammalia, Primates, Cebidae. The coding region runs from base 265 to 981 and encodes 238 amino acids. Gene Ontology annotation, cellular component: membrane. The transcript is spliced from 8 exons.